AAAAGUAAAGAGAAAGGGAACUUUAAUCCUCAUGAUCACAAGGACGGGAAUGUCCUAUGAUCUCCUAAAAUCAGAAUGGAAGUUUUAACCGCUUGAUCCAUUCCCACUGUCAUAACUAUAAAUACACUAAAAUUUGAUGUUUUUGGCGUAAUUUUUCUGUGUGCUCAAACUCACAGAAUUCACAUUUGAUAUCUUCCACCUCGUCUUCCCCAUCUCUAUACAAAAUCGAAAUUCUAAAAUUCUAUCCAUGGCAGAAAAACCCUAGAUUAUCGCGCCACAAUUACAUCAAAAAGCUUAAUUUAACAAUAAUGGAUAAAACCCUAGAAAUCCAUGUAUUGGGGUUAAGCUUAUUCUUGCUUGUAAUCACUUGUUUAUCAGCUGAAUCAUCGACAUGUUUGACAGUAUACAAGGAAGGAGGAGCUCCGGCUGUAUUCAAAUCCCCAAAAUGCCCUAGCUGGAAGCUCUCCCAUCACCAAUUUCCGCCGGGAAGCUCCAAGUGCCAUGUCGCCGCUUUUCAAGGUCGCCGGAGUUCGAUGGAGGAUCGUAUUUUAUGUGCCCUCGGUGUUCGAAUUCCGUUUCCGGGUCCAAAUGGAUUUACAGAGGUGGAUGUGAGCAUUGUGGCAGUUUUUGAUGGACAUAAUGGCUCUGAAGCUAGUGAUAUGGCUUCAAAACUUUUGUUGGAGUAUCUUAUUCUGCACACUUAUUUUCUCCUUGAUGCAACGUUUCCUUCCUUUUUAAAGAAAUCAAUGGGAAGAUUGUCAAACAAGGAACUUGUGACAUUUUCUUCUCAGUUCUUUAAGGAUAGAGAAUGGAUGUUGCAUUUUAAUGAUCAGCAAAGGUUUAUGUCUCAAGAAAUUUUUGGAGAAUCAUUUCAUUUGGAAAUAUUGAAGGAAGCAUUGCUGAGAACAAUCGCUGACAUUGAUACCACUUUUUCCAAGGAGGCCAUCAGAUUACAACUUGAUUCGGGUUCUACAGCCACAAUUGUUUUGAUCGUAGAUGGUCAGAUAUUGGUUGCAAAUUUAGGAGACUCGAAGGCUUUUUUGUGCUCUGAUCAUUAUCAGCCCCCUGCUGAUGCUAAAGCCACUGCUUUAAGGAUAUAUAGGCAGAAACUACGUGAUGGUACUGUACUGAGAUUUAAGGAUUGUGAAAUCUGUAAAAUGGUGGCUUCCAAAGGAGUGAAACUUUUGGUUGUGAAAGAAUUGACUAGUGAUCAUCGGCCAGACAGGGAUGAUGAGAAGUCCCGAGUUGAAAAUGCUGGUGGUUAUGUUAUUGAGUGGAGUGGAGUUCCUCGUAUUAAUGGGCGUCUUGCUGUGUCAAGGGCUAUUGGUGAUGUGCCUUUCAAAAGGUAUGGUGUUAUAGCUGCUCCAGAGAUUACAGAUUGGCAACUCCUGAAUGACAAUGACAGCUAUCUCAUAGCUGCAUCCGAUGGUGUUUUUGAGGGGUUGGACUCAAAGGAUGUUUGUGAUCUUUUGUGGGAAGUGCAAAAUGAUGACCUAUUAGGAUCACAGGUUUCUCCUGCUUGUUCAGAUUCUUUAGCUGACUGCAUAAUAAGCACAGCUUUUGAGCGAGGAAGUGCAGAUAAUAUGGCUACUGCUGUUGUUCCAUUAAGAUUGAUGAGUUUAUCUAAAACCUCUCUAAAUGCUGCAGAAAUUCCCAUCAGUCUUGUUCAACUGAAACAUGCUUACCCUAUUGUGGCAAAGUUUGACAGGUUAUUGGUGGAAAGCAAGCAAGGUAAUUUUGGCUGUUACUAUUUGUAUGAGAACCUUAAGGAAUAUGAGGAGGAUACUUUUAGUCAUCCAGAGGAUGAAAUAUAUGAAGAUCUUUAUGACAUCCCUCAUGCUCUCCCUGGGCGCCUUGAUCAUACCUGUGGAGAAUCUGCAAAGUUAAAUGUGGAGAACGACUUUUGCUUUCACUCUGAGAUGAUCUCUGAUGGUAGUAAUGAUGAUAGCCGAUAUCCUGAAGAUCUUUCCAGUUUCCUUUCCCUGCUUGAAUCAAUCCCUUUUCAGCAUGCUGAAUCUAGUUUUGGAUCAUUUGAGGAAGCUAAACCUGAAAUGAGGUAUAUCCUAAGGAAAAGGUUUGGCCAGGGAGCAUAUGGUGAGGUUUGGUUGGCUUUUCAGUGGAAUUGUUCUCAAGGAGAAAAUGCCAGGAAUUGGAAUCAGAAUAACAGAACUUUUUCCAGACACCAUCUUAAUAUGGAGUCAUGCAAUGAAAAUUCAGAAAACUCCUCAUCACGUUAUGAUUGUCCUAGUGGUUCCUCUGAUAGUAACCUGUUCAUUUUGAAGCGCAUAAUGGUGGAGAGAGGAUCCUCUGUUUACCUGAGUGGGUUGCGGGAGAAGUAUUUUGGUGAAAUAUUCUUAAAUGCUUCAACAUCUCUAGGAGGGUUUCUACCAUCUACAAUGUCAAGCUUAUUAUUUAGAAAACCUGGAGCCAAUUCUUAUGGUCCUUUUGGAACAGACGAAAAUCUUAGAAUUGUUAUUCAGGAGAGUGAGGAUUUUGAGAAUCCUGGAGAUGGGUUUAUGCAUGGAAAUGGAACAUGGACAGUGAUUUAUGAAGACGGCCUUGAUCAUAUUGCAAGAUAUGUGGAAUCUUUUGAGUCUCGUUCUAAUGAAAUAUGGCUUGUUUUUAGGCAUGAAGGCGUUUCUUUGUCAAAGCUUAUGUACGCAACUGGAGAUGUCGAUGAAAUCCCGUCAGAAAGAACUGGACAUGCUCAGGUAUUGCGCCCGUCAAAAUGGUGGCAUUGGCUUAAGACAACAAAAGCAGGACAUGAGGAAAUGAGGAGUGUUAUCAAGCAGUUGUUGGUGGCACUUAAGUCUUGUCAUGAUCGUAAUAUUACCCACAGAGAUAUAAAACCUGAGAACAUGGUAAUAUGCGUUGAAGAUCAGGAUACAGGGGAAUGCGUUAAGGGAAAAUCAAUUGGAGAUCUAAAAGUUGCAGGAAAAAUGCGUAUUAUUGACUUCGGUAGUGCAAUUGAUGACUUCACCAUGAGGCGUUUAUAUGGAUUUAAAGGCCCAUCUAGAGCUGAACAGACAUUUGAGUACACUCCCCCGGAAGCUUUAUUGAAUACAAGUUGGUUUCAGGGACCUACAAGCAGAACUCUCAAGUAUGAUAUGUGGAGUGUUGGAGUUGUAUUCUUGGAGAUGGUAUUGGGAUCAACAGAUGUUUUCCAGAUUAGCUCUUUAUCCCAUGCCCUUCUAGAUAAGCUUCUUGAAGGUUGGAAUGAAGACUUGAAGGAGCUUGCUUAUAGGCUUAGGUCCUUCAUGGAAAUGUGCAUAUUAGUCCCUGGCCAUUCCACUACACGUCAUCCUGGCAAGGGUCCACAAGACCAGGCUAAAGCUUCACCGGCUUCAUGGAAAUGUUCUGAAGAAUUCUUCUCGAAUCUUAUAAAAAGUAGAGACCCUCUUAAUAUAGGGUUUCCAAAUGUCUGGGCCAUGCGUCUAGUACGACAGCUUUUACGUUGGGAUCCGGAUGAUCGAUUGACUGUGGAUGAUGCUCUGCAGCAUCCUUAUUUCCAAUCACCUCCCAGCUGAUCAUUGAAAGUUUGGAACUAUAAGUGCAUUCUUUCGUGAAAAAGAAUAGUUAGCGUCAGGGGUCAGCAACUCAGCAUAUAACAAUUAAUGAGGGGGCAGAGGAAAGGAGUGAAUGACUUAUUCAUGGUUUAUAUAAACCACGCCCUUCAGGAUGAGCUGGAUGUGACAAGAGACAGAAAUGCUUGGUGUUGUUUCUGAGGGGGUUUCUAGAUCAUUGUACUUUGAGACCAAGAAUCAGAAUAGUUAAUUCUCUGUCAAAGUUGCAAAAAGAUGAUAAAACCCUGAAGAUAUAAUCUUCUCGAUGUUCAGAAACACACAAGAAGAGAAAGCCGUCACUAAUUUUCCCAUCAAGACGAUGCCAACAAGGAAGUGGCAAGGAAAGACUUGCCUACACCUAUUUUGUGUCGUCUUUUUUUUACCUUUGUAUGUAAGCCAUCCAUGCAGAUGUUGUAGAAGUAACUAUACGUGCUUACUGAAGUAUCAAAUCAGAAGUAUAUGAUUUCAUUAUUCAGAAGCAGGGUUGUAAAUUUGUAGCAGGAUUAGAAUUUUGACAGAUUUUAGUGCAAAUUAGCUGAUGUAUUUGGAGAUUUCAUUUCAACAUCUAAUAUACCUUUUACUUUGCGUAUA
Chenopodium quinoa (quinoa) is the source of this 4154-nucleotide messenger RNA. RefSeq lists its product as uncharacterized. The coding region runs from base 309 to 3527 and encodes 1072 amino acids. Lineage: Eukaryota; Viridiplantae; Streptophyta; Magnoliopsida; Caryophyllales; Amaranthaceae. The record is from RefSeq and is a predicted model, not a curated record. Gene Ontology annotation, biological process: protein dephosphorylation; protein phosphorylation. Gene Ontology annotation, molecular function: ATP binding; protein kinase activity; protein serine/threonine phosphatase activity. The transcript is spliced from 20 exons. Gene Ontology annotation, cellular component: cytosol; nucleus.